Messenger RNA from Rhododendron vialii, 900 nucleotides. RefSeq lists its product as uncharacterized. The transcript has a single exon. The coding region runs from base 1 to 900 and encodes 299 amino acids. Lineage: Eukaryota; Viridiplantae; Streptophyta; Magnoliopsida; Ericales; Ericaceae. The record is from RefSeq and is a predicted model, not a curated record.
AUGCAUAACUGCGUACAUAACAGGACUAUAUUCAGGACAAUUCUUGUAUCUCAUAUCUCAAGAACCACCCAAGACUAUGGCAGAACUUAUGCUAGAGCUCAGAAACAUAUGAAUGCCGAAGAAGCCGUUUACGCAAGGCGUUCGCGUGAUGGUUUUGAUCCUCAAGCAAGGCCAUCACAAGUUGGUGAAUUCCCUCCACCAAACAGAAAAAGAAGGGAAUCCACCCGCAAGACGAGAGACGAACCAAAGAACAAAAAGGUGAACUCAAGGUCUUCCUCUAAGUGGGGAGGAGCUGGAGGUUCGCCCCAAGGCAGGUACAAGCAGUUUACACCGCUCAUAGCUACGGUAGAGCAAAUCCUUAGCAACCUACAAGAUGACUCGGACCUCAAGUGGCCCGGAAAGCUAAAAACCGACCCUAAUAGGAGAGCUAAGGACAAAUACUGCAGGUUCCAAAGAGACCAUGGUCAUAACACAGAAGACUGCAUUGAUCUCAAACAACAGAUCGAGGAUCUGAUCCAAAGAGGGAGACUGCAACGUUUCGUAACAAAGAAGUAUCAGAAACAAUCCAGAAAGGAGGAUACAAACAAAGAAGGUCGGGAUGCCACGGCACCCCGCUCAGGUCCCAUUGGAGAGAUCAAGGUCAUCCAUGGAGGAUUUGCUGGGGGAGGAGAGUUUAGCAAUGCUAGAAAAGCUCACCUAAGAAAGGUAAGAACAGAGGAAUACUGGGAAGUCAACACGGUUGGACGUCCAAGCAAAUUCCAGAAGAAAGGGGAAAUACCCAUUAUUUUCUCAGAUGAAGACAUCAAGGGAGUUCAAAUCCCUCACGAUGACCCCCUGGUUAUAACCAUUGUCGUGGCAAAUUACCUCACAAGAAGGGUAUUGAUAGACAGUGGAAGCUGA